Messenger RNA from Clupea harengus (Atlantic herring), 2799 nucleotides. RefSeq names its product striatin, calmodulin binding protein 4 (gene strn4). Gene Ontology annotation, cellular component: dendrite. The record is from RefSeq and is a predicted model, not a curated record. NCBI's taxonomy places the organism in Eukaryota, Metazoa, Chordata, Actinopteri, Clupeiformes, Clupeidae. Gene Ontology annotation, molecular function: protein-containing complex binding; armadillo repeat domain binding; calmodulin binding.
UGUAUCUCUAGGUUAGUGAGAAAGUAAGGAGAGCAAGGAAGCAGUGUGUGUGUGAGUGGAAAGGGACAGGGUAACGUAUUAUUAUCAUUCUCGCUGCGUUUUUCCACCUUCCGUGCUGGCGGCGGCUCCAACGCUAAAAUGGAGGCGGAAAGAUCCGGCGGAGUAGCGGGUGGAACGAACCAGAACUCCGGGGGGAGCGGCGUGGGGCGCAAUCCGAACGGGCCGAAGGCAGUGCUCGGACCAGCAGCAACAACAGCAGCGGCAGCCGGGGCGAUGGCAGGAGCCGUACCGCCUCGGGAACUGCAGGACGGAGAAGCAGGCCUAUCACUUCCUGGGAUCUUGCAUUUCAUUCAGUACGAAUGGGGACGUUUCCAGGCCGAAAAAUAUCGCUGGGAAGCCGAGAGGGACGAACUCCGGGCACAGGUAGCCUUCCUGCAGGGAGAGAGGAAGGGGCAGGAGAAUAUGAAGCAGGAUUUGGUGAGGAGGAUCAAGAUGCUGGAGUACGCCCUCAAACAGGAGAGGUCCAAACACCAGAAGCUGAAGGGUGGCAGUGACCAGAGCCCAGGAGAGAAGAAGCCAGAGACAGAGGCAGAGCCAGUACCCAAUGGGCCGCCUGCGGAGUCUGACUCGGAGCCAGCCAAUCAGAUGUCCUGGAAGGAGGGUCGUCAGCUCUUGCGCAAGUACCUGGAGGAGGUGGGCUACUCAGACACCAUCCUGGACAUGCGCUCCAAGCGUGUCCGCUCCCUGCUGGGCCGCAGCAGCCCCGAGGCCAACGGCCCCCCCCCUGCUGAGUCCCCCUCAGAGCCAGAACCCCUCGCAGCCUCCGAGUCCCUGCUGGUCAGGCAGAUCGAGGAGCAGAUCAAAAGGAACGCUGGUAAGGAGACCACUAAGGAGAGGGUGGGGGGCUCUGUGCUGGAUAAGAUCCCCUUCCUGCACGGCUGUGAGGACGAUGAUGAGGAUGACAGCGAUGAAGAUGAUGAUUUCCGGGGCAUGGCCACCGACUGCAUCGAUGGGUCCCGCAAAAACAAGAAGACACAGGGAAAGAUGGGUGCUGAGCCCCUGACCCCAGACCUUGACCCUGAGGAUGACGAUGAUGAAGAGGAAGAAGAUGACUCGGAGGACGCCCUAAGUGAGUUUGACUUCCUGGGCUCCGGAGAAGAGGGAGAGGGGGCAGGAGAGGCCCGCAUUUCUGGAGACGGACGAGAGCUAGAGAAUCGCAGGAACAAGAUGCAGGGUAUGAUGUCGGAUUUUCCCUCCAAGCCCACCCCACCCCCCUCUAUCCCUGGCCAGGCUCGUCCUGAAGGGGGUGCGCUGGGCUUCUCAUCUGACGUCUUCAUCCUGGACGCUGUUGGAGGGGGAGACAUGAACCUUGGCGAACUGGCUGACCUCACCGUUGCCAACGACAACGAUCUCACCAUCGACCUGCAGGACAGCCGUGAGGAGUUCAAGAAGACGUGGAACCCUCGCUUCACCCUGCGCAGCCACUUCGAUGCCAUCCGCGCCCUCACCUUCCACUCCAGCGAGUCAGUGCUGCUCACGGCCUCGGAGGACGGCACCCUCAAGCUCUGGAACCUCAACAAGGCCAUGCACUCCAAGAAGAAUGCAGCCUUGGAUGUGGAGCCCAUCUACACCUUCAGAGCUCACAGUGGAGCAGUGCUGUCCUUGGCCAUGGGGGAUGAGAGUGAGUCCUGCUACAGUGGAGGUCUGGACGGAUCCGUUCGUUGCUGGAAGAUUCCGGACCUCAACGUGGACCCCUACGACAACUAUGACCCCGGCGUGGAGAGCAGUGUGUUGGCGGGCCAUGAGGACUCGGUGUGGGGUCUGGCCUACUCGUCCUCCCUCAAGCGCCUGGCCUCCUGCUCGGCCGACGGAACCGUCAGGAUCUGGGACCCGCACAACUCCAGCCCAUGCCUGUCUGUCUUCAACAAGGAGAAAGAGCACGGCACCCCCACGUCGGUGGCCUUCGUGAACUCUGACCCCUCUCAAGUGGUGGUGUCUUUUGAUGGCGGCAACACGCUGCUGUACGACCUCAACACGGAGCAAAGCAUCAUGGCCCUGGAGACCCAGACCAAGGACGGCAGUGAGCUGAUUAACCGUGUGGUCAGCCACCCCUCUCAACCCAUUUCCAUCACCGCACACGAGAAUCGCACCAUCCGAUUCCUGGACAACAACACCGGUAAAGUGGUCCACUCCAUGGUUGCUCAUCUGGAUGCGGUGACCUGCCUCACCACGGACCCCAAAGGCACUUACCUCGUCUCCGGAAGCCACGACUGCUCGGUGCGCCUGUGGAUGCUGGAGAGCCGCACGUGCGUGCAGGAGAUCACGGCCCACCGGAAGAAGCACGACGAGGCCAUCCACGACGUGGCGUUCCACCCCGCUCAGGCGCUCAUCGCCAGCGCAGGGGCCGACGCCCUCGCCAAGAUCUUCAUCUGAACACACACACACACACACACGUGCCAUAAAUCGUCUGACGCACAGGAGAGGCAUCCUUACCAAUGGACCAGAUGAGUGGAGCACAAGACUGAACCAGUCAAACACACACACACACACACACACACACACACACACACACAGAAGGUUGGAGAGGACAUCAUACCCCCCCCUUCCUUGUGAAUAGGUUAUUUCUACAGGCCUCAGUUUCCCAAGGUCCUUUGUUUUUUUUCCCCACAAUGCAGUGCACUGUGGUUGUGACAUACAAUACUGCUUGCCAUUGGCUCUCAAACUAACCACUCGGGCUACUUCUCAAUGUUCUAGAUGCUUUGGAACCACACACACUACCAGACUUUUUUUCUUUUUUUU